Paramecium sonneborni is the source of this 345-nucleotide messenger RNA. Lineage: Eukaryota; Ciliophora; Oligohymenophorea; Peniculida; Parameciidae. The record is from the annotation of a GenBank genome assembly.
AUGCUACUCAAGAGAGAAUCGGAAGAAUUAUUUUCGUUACAAUAAAUAAAAAUUCAAUAUUAACCCUAAAUCAAUUAAAUCCUUUAGAUGAUAUCUUCAUCUGUUUUUAUAUAUUAAAUGGUCAUUUAAAACCUUUCUCUUAUCAAAGUAUAACCAUUUAAGGAUAAAAAACUAUUAUCUUUGGUAUCUUAAAUCUUAACAUAAGAUGAUUUAAAAUAAUAAAGCGAAGAAAAAGAUAAAAAAUAAAAAUAAAUUUUAAAUGAGAAGAUGUCUAACAUUAAUCAUAAGAAUUUUUUAACUUAUUUUUAAAGGUUAUAAACUUAACUCUAAAUUAAUUAAAUUUGA